This is a messenger RNA of Gossypium arboreum, 2335 nucleotides long. Its product is annotated as pentatricopeptide repeat-containing protein At3g20730-like. The record is from RefSeq and is a predicted model, not a curated record. Gene Ontology annotation, biological process: RNA modification. The transcript is spliced from 2 exons. Bases 256 to 2067 code for a protein of 603 amino acids. Gene Ontology annotation, molecular function: RNA binding; protein binding. NCBI's taxonomy places the organism in Eukaryota, Viridiplantae, Streptophyta, Magnoliopsida, Malvales, Malvaceae.
UGGAUGAUGAAAGUGUAUGAAUUUUAUUUUUGUGAUCAAAAUGAAAAUAUCCUAACUUGUGAUCAAUUAGGCAGUUUACCCUAUAUAUAUAUAUAUGUAUAUAUUUGUUUUCACUGUGUGAUAUAAUCUGGUAGAUGGGAAGUAUAUGAAAACCUGUUGUUUUAACAAGAAGCGAUCCGUCUUUAAGAACAGAAAGUCUAUAAGUGUCACAAUUUUCCGCUGCCCUUGUUCAUCUCAAAUUUACAAGAAAAAGGCAUGAAUAGUGUCCCUACAAAAGCAGCUAAAGCCAUUAACUUUCUUAACCAAAAUCGACUUAGAGGUAUUAAAUCUUUGUGCAAUAGAGGUGAACUUCAACAAGAGUCCAAGUUGAUUCAAUUAGAUUCUUCAUUUUACAUGCAAAUUUUGCAGCUUUGCAUCGAUUCUAAAGCCAAAAAGCAAGCCCUUCUAGUUCACAGUCAAAUUAUAAAAAAUGGGUAUUCUUCAAAUGUCCAUUUAGGUACCAAAUUAAUCAUUUUCUAUGCCAAAUUUGGUAACAUGGUGGCUGCAAAGAAGGUGUUUGAUAAAAUGGCUGAAAGAACUGUUGUGUCAUGGACAGCAAUGAUAUCAGGGUAUUCUCAAAAUGGGUUUUUUGAGAAUGCUUUGUUGGUGUUUGCAGAGAUGAGAAAAGCAGGUUUUAAGGGUAACCAGUUUAGUUAUGGGAGUACACUUAAAGCUUGUACCGGUUUGAGGUAUUUUAAAGGUGGGAUGCAAAUUCAAGGGUGUAUUGAGAAAGGGAGGUUUGUUGGCAACUUGUUUGUUCAGAGUGGGUUACUUGAUCUGCACGCAAAGUGUGGAGACAUGGAGGAUGCGAGUCGGUUGUUUUAUGGAAUGGGAAGAAGGGAUUUGGUUUCUUGGAACGUGAUGAUUGGUGGAUUUGUACUUCAGGGUCUUGCUGACAAGGCAUUUCAGUUGCUUCGACAAAUGAUGAGAGAAGGAAAUGUCCCUGAUUGCUUCACAUUGGGCAGUGUUUUGAGAGUCUCCUUUGGAGAUGAUGGUAUUAUGAAGAUCGGUCAAGUACAUGGACUGAUACACCAACUAGGGUUUGAAUCGCAUAAUGUGUUGGCUGCAUCACUUGUUGAUGCUUAUUCUAAAUGUGGAAGUUUGCAGUGUGCUUUAAAGUUGUAUAAAAACAUGCCUAUGAAAGACAUUAUAUCUUGCACGGCCUUGAUCACUAGCUUCGCACGUGAAGACAAACACAAUAGAGAUGCUUUGGAUCUCUUUAAGGAAAUAAAUUCACUGCAAGUGGAAAUGGAUGAUGUGAUAUUAUGCUCUGUUCUUAACGUAUGUGCUAAUGUAGCAGACUUGAAGUUGGGAAGGCAGAUCCAUGCUUGUUAUUUGAAAUGUCAACCUACUAAUGACGUGGCAAUGGGCAAUGCUCUAAUUGACAUGUAUGCAAAAUGUGGGGCAAUAAAAGAUGCUAACAAGGUGUUUAAUGAAAUGGAUGAGAGAAAUGUGAUUUCGUGGACAUCACUUAUUGCUGGGUACGGAAAGCAUGGAUAUGGACAUGAGGCAAUUGCAUUAUAUGAGAAAAUGGAGCAUGAAAGGAUGAAGCCUAAUGGUGUAACUUUUUUGUCCCUCCUUUUUGCUUGCAGUCAUACUGGGUUGAUUAACAAAGGUUCAGAGUUGUUUAAUGCGAUGGUCAGCAAAUACGGGAUAUUGCCCCAAGCUGAGCAUCUUUCCUGCAUGGUGGAUCUCUUUGCACGUGGAGGGCAGUUAGAAGCUGCUUAUGAACUGAUACGUUUGAUGAAUAUUGAGCCUACCCCAUCACUUUGGGGUGCCAUUCUUGGGGCUAGUAACAUCUAUGGCAACAUGAACUUGGGAGAAGAGGCAGCCACACACCUUUUCAAUAUGGACCCAGAGAAGUCAGUUAACUACAUUGCUUUAGCUGGUUUAUAUGCAGGAGCUGGUGCAUGGGAAAAUGCUUGGGAGACACGUAAAUUAAUGGAUGAAAGACGUGCUGUUAAGGAUCCAGGAUACAGCCUUCUCAGUUCUGCAGAUAAGGAAAUGAUGCUUUUGAAGCCAAGUUGAAAUGGUCGUCUUAUUAUUGUUAAAGUGGGAAAUACACAGCUGUAUUUACAACUUUCCAAGACACUUAAACUCGCAGUGAUGGUUAAGAAGAGAUGGAGCAAUGGUUUGUUUAUUUUCAUUCUACUGGCAGGACAUCAAUCUGCUCCUUCUAGUAGCUGGACGGCUUCGGAACAUCUAGUUAUAUGUAUACCCUGAGAUGUCAAAUAUGCAUUACAUUUUCACUUUAUAUAUGCUAAAUGACUUCCCUUUUGGGUUAGUUGCUGUCUAA